CUCUGUGUAAAGUCUGCUGACGGACACUAACACAACUCCAGACACUCCACAACACAGUGCUGUGAUUUGUUGGGUUUUAAAUAUAUCUCAUCUCUAAACUCUCUAAAUGGACCAUUAAAGGACCAUUUAAGGAUCAUUAAAGUCACAGUGAGGCUCAGACAGAAGAUUUGGACUCACGUUAAAACUAAACCCGGCAUCUGUUGAGGAAAUGGCGACAUCAGGACCUCUUUCAGGAGAAGAUUUUUUAUGUCCUGUUUGCUGUGACAUGUUCAGAGAUCCUGUUCUGCUCUCAUGCAGUCACAGCAUGUGUAAGACGUGUCUGCAGAUGUUCUGGAAAAUCAAAGAAUCCCUCGAAUGUCCAAUUUGCAGGAGAAAAUCCUCAAAAAAGGAGCCUCCUCUGAACCUGGCCUUGAAGAACCUGUGCGAAACGUUCUCGAAGAGCCAAAAAUCCUCUGCGGCGUCUGACGUCGUCUGCAAGCUGCACAACGAGAAGCUCAAACUCUUCUGUCUGGAAGAUCAGCAGCCUGUGUGUGUGGUGUGUCAGACCUCAAGGAGACACAAAAAUCACAAGUUCUGCCCUAUAGAUGAAGUUCUGUGUGAUGUUAAGGAAGAUCUCAGGAGUGCUUUGGAGCCUCUACAAAAGAGUCAGACACUGUUGGAAAAUGCUAAACAAAAUUACAUCAAAGUUGCGUCACACAUCAAGAGUCAGGCCCAGAGCACAAAAAGACAGAUAGAGAAGGAAUUUGAGAAGCUUCAUCAGUUUCUAAGAGAUGAAGAAGCAGUACGGAUCGCUGAUCUGAAGCAGGAAGAGGAGCAAAAGAUUCAGACGAUAAAUAAGAAGAUCGAAGAGACGACUCACGAAAUAGCUCGUCUUCAAGACAUCAUAAUAAAAACAGAGGAGGACAUGAACAUAGAGGAUGUGACGCUCUUACAGGAUGUCAAGCUCAUGGUGAAACAAGUUCAGUGCACAACAAAUCCUCCAGAACAAGAGACAAAUCUGCUGAUUAAUGUUUCUAAACACAUUUCUAACCUGAAGUUUAAAGUCUGGGAGAAAAUGCAGGACAUCAUCCAGUACACUUCUGUUACUCUGGACCCCAACACUGCACACGCUCAGCUCCGUGUGUCCGAAGAUCUCACUGUUGUGGAACACAGAAAACAGGAAGUGCUGCUUCCUGAUAAUCCAGAGAGAUUCGACAGCGUUACGUGUGUCCUGGGCUGUGAGGGCUUUAAUGGAGGUUCGCACUUCUGGGACGUCGAGGUUGGGGACAGUGCAGUCUGGGAGCUGGGAGUCAUCAGAGAGUCUGCUCUGAGAAAGAGGAACUCCUUUUGUAAUGCAGUGUGCAGCAUGAGCUACAGUAAAGGAAGUUACCACACGCUCUGCCCAGGACAGGCAGGUGACAUCUUCAGAGCUAAAGACAAACCACAGAAGAUCAGAGUGCAUCUGGACUGGACGAAGGGGAAAGUGACAUUUACUGAUCUUCUGACCAAUUCACACUUACACACUAUAACACACACUUUUACUGAGACACUCUUUCCAUUUUUCUAUAACGGCUCUCAAUCUCGACCUCUGAAGAUCUUACCAAUAAAACAGACAGUGACAUUAAACACUUACCUUUAACACCACAGAACAAAAACAUCAUCACCAUCUCUGAAAACCUGAACAACAAAAAUCCACCUUUAGCUCAUCUAUAAAAGCAUUAAAGUGUGUUGUUCUGUAUCAUGACACUCAUUCAGUAUCGAGUUUGAGCAAAUAUACCACAACACUGUUCAGCUCGUAAUUCUGAUUGGUCAGGACUUGAUUAAAAUGUUGAUUCAUUUUCCAGAACAUCAGUUCUGACAGUAGUGCAGCUGCGAAUCUCAAAUUUAUAUAACUGCAUUGUUCAGAUACGUGAUUGUUUCUAUAGUAACAACACAAAGAGGGACAGCAGAUGCUUCAAAAAAAAAUGGACUUUUAAAGAAAGUUGGUAAUCAUUAAUAAAGGGUGAAUUUUUCUCUAAGAAAA
Molecule: messenger RNA, 2002 nt
Organism: Tachysurus vachellii
Lineage: Eukaryota; Metazoa; Chordata; Actinopteri; Siluriformes; Bagridae
Product: zinc-binding protein A33-like
Exons: 6
Coding region: 209-1618 (469 amino acids)
Molecular function (GO): protein binding; zinc ion binding
Source: RefSeq, a predicted model, not a curated record